Molecule: messenger RNA, 2523 nt
Organism: Pyrenophora tritici-repentis Pt-1C-BFP
Lineage: Eukaryota; Fungi; Ascomycota; Dothideomycetes; Pleosporales; Pleosporaceae
Source: RefSeq, a predicted model, not a curated record
AUGGGGGACAGCUACGCAGAAAAUCGCUUCAUUCGACCAAGAUUCAGUCCUAGGUCACCUCCUAAUGACGAGGCCCUGGAAAGCGACUCGAUCAAUUCUUUGCCCCAGCUCAUUCGCCACAAUGCCCUCUACAACCCUGACAGGAUUUUUUGCAUUCAAGGCCAAGAGAGCUCGGAGAAUCCGCUUCCGAUAAGCUUCAAACUACUGGAAAAUGCCGUAUCAGCCUGCUCUUCGUGGGUUGAGGAACAACUUGGACUGGGUAGGGAUGGGUCUGAGCAACGCGUGAAGUGCCCUGUUGCGCUUUAUAUGAAGUCAGAUGUGGGGUUGUUCAUCUACAUCGCCGCCUUGUUGGCUUCCAACAUUCCGGUGGUGCUUCUCUCUACACGUCUCAGCGAGACGGCUGUCAAUCAUCUCCUAAAAGAGACAUGCGCAUCAACACUUCUUGUCUCCUCUCGGACUCGACGAGGUCUUUCGCCGCAGACUGCGACGCUGGUUACUCUAAUAGACGCUAAGCCAUACCGACAUUUUCUGGACGUCAAAAGUUCACUGGAGGGGCGCCAGCUCAUUGGUGAUGAGAAGGACCGAAAUGUAUUGAUUUUACAUUCAUCCGGCACGACCGGCCUACCGAAGCCCAUAAGGUUGGCACAUCGCUACCUGCUGGGCUAUGCAGCUUGUCAUGAUUUCGCCGAGAACGAGGAAACAGAUUGGCGCAAUCUAUCUACACUCCCGUUGUAUCACGGAUUCGGGCUCCUAGCUCCUUGUUUGAGUCUGUCAAUAGGAAUGACAUGCUGCUUCCCACCUUCGAACACGAUUCCGGCGGGAGAGUCCACCGCAGCUAUGACGGCUCUCGCGACAUUGCGAUUCGUAGCUGUAGGUGGUGGUCCAAUCAAACCUCAAGUUGGCGAAGUACUAGCAAGCAACGAUAUCAAAUUGCUUAAUCACUAUGGAGCGACCGAAAUAGGUGCCGUUGCCUACAUCUUCUCACCCGGGGAAGACUAUGAUUGGCGGUACCUCAGAUUGCGCCAGGACAUUGGCUUGCAACUUCGACCUUUGAGUGAGGCCGGCUCCUCCCCAACAUACAGGCUUACAGGCUUUCCGUGUGCAUGGGACGAACCAUUUGAGAUUCAAGACGAGCUAGAAAUGCGUCCAGAAUCAAAGUUUGUGGAGGUCAAGAUCCUGAGGAGGUCCGACGAUCUGAUUGUGCUGAAGACUGGGGAAAAAGUGGCCCCCGGAUUAUUGGAGGAGGCACUGCUAAAAGACCCUACUGUGCGUAGCGCAAUCUGCUUAGGCAACGGAGCAUUCGAACUAGUUCUACUUGUUGAACCAGCUCGUUCCGUGGAGCUUAGUCUGGAUUCUUUCGUUGACCACAUUUGGAGCUUGGUCAACGAUAUCAAUCCCUUGCUGGACCAACACGCGCGCAUAUCUUCCAAGGCAGCGAUCAUUCCCAAACCCCCAGGAAAAGAAAUACGACGGUCUGACAAAGGAUCGGUGAUGCGAAAAGAGGUACAGGAAGACUUCAAGACAGAAAUACAGCAGGCCUACGAGGCUCUGGAGUCUUCUGCUCCGCUUCAGAUCCUGCAACCGGAAAAUCUCGGUAUUCAGCUAGUCAACUUGGUCAAAAGCUUGUUGGUGGAGUCUGGAAGGGCUUCAACGACUCUUGAUCUGAAUGACGACAUGUUUGAGGCUGGUCUGGACUCUUUGGGAGCCGUGCGUCUCACUCGCGCUAUAAACGCUUCUGUGCGAAACUCAUCGACAGUGAAGCCACCGGUCCUCAAGCCCGAUUUUGUCUACCGAAACCCAACCUUCAAGCUCCUUGCUCACGCACUGAAACCGUUCCUUAUGGGGGAGUACCAGCCUUCAGUUCAAGAACAGAGCCGAGAAGUACGGAUGAGGUCGAUGUUAUCACACUUUCUCGAUGGUUGUUCCAGUGUAGCGAACUCUGGUGCGGUUGUUCUUCUCACGGGAUCCACCGGCAGUCUGGGCGUCCAUGUCCUACGACAAUUGGCGAUGAGCUCUCAAGUCCAGCGAGUCCUAUGUUUGAACCGUCCAGGUUAUAGGAACGGCGUACGCUCAAGUCAGACUUCCCGGCAGACGGAUGCUAAUACAGCUGCUGGGAUUUCUCUCUCCGUGGACAUGUGGGCAAAAGUCGAGUUCCUGGACGCCAACAUGCAAGCGUCAGAUUUGGGCAUCACCAAACAAGACUAUAGUCGUCUCACAGGAUGCGUGACGCACAUAAUGCACCUCGCCUGGCCGAUGGACUUCAAACGCAGCCUCAAGAGCUUUGAGCCUCAUGUGCAAGGCACAAAAGCGCUGGCUGAUCUGGCCAUUGCUACAUAUGAGGCUAGUGAUCGAAAAUUGAAACCACGGCUCUUGUUUGCUUCAUCGAUUGCUGUCCUCGCACGGUACGAGAAUGAGCAGAACCACCUGUCACAGCUCCGAUGGGAUACGCCGAGGCCAAGUGGGUUUGUGAGCAACUGCUUCAAUCAAUGGGGAAUCAUGAAGGCGACAAGUUCGAUCCAAUGA